Rotaria socialis is the source of this 1332-nucleotide messenger RNA. The record is from the annotation of a GenBank genome assembly. NCBI's taxonomy places the organism in Eukaryota, Metazoa, Rotifera, Eurotatoria, Philodinida, Philodinidae.
AUGAAUCGCUUAUUAUUUUCAUUUAUUGCACAUCGGUGUAGUCAAAGUAUUUAUACAAUACGUAUACAAUCUAUUCCAUGGAACUCUUCAAAUCUUUCUCGACAAUGUUCUUCUCUUAUUCGUCUACCAUCAAUUAUGCCAAUAACAUCUCAUCGAAGAUAUGCAUCUGUUCCUCGGUCAAAAGUUUCUCAGGUGACAGAUUCUGAUGAAUGGAUAACUAGUUCAUCACCGUCGAUAAAAUCAGAUGAACAAAUAAAAAGCAAAGUUAUUGAUCUUGCAUCAACUACGACAAACGCAUCACAACCAUUUUGUGAUCCACCAAUAAAAACCGAUGAUUUUGAUUCAAAACAUACAUUUAAAGAAACUGAACAAGAAGUUGCUAUACUGCCAACAGAUUUAAAUAAAAAUGCAACUGUUUCAUUUAAACAAUUAUGUGAUUAUUACACAAGAUUGUCAAAGAAAAAUCUCACUAUUCUUGUAGCAUCGACAGCUGCCUAUGGUUUUAUUGUUGCUCCACUUGCAAUUGAUAUUCCACUACUCGCAUGUGUGACAAUUGGAACAGUUUUAACAUCAGCUUCAGCGAAUACCGUCAAUCAGCUUAUGGAAAUUCCUUAUGAUGCACAAAUGAAACGCACACGUAACAGAGUACUUGUACUGGGGCAAAUGAGUUAUCGACAUGCUAUUGGUUUUGCAAGUGUAACAUUGAUUUCAGGUGUAACUCUUCUUACGCUAGGCUGCAAUCCUUUAACUGGUAUACUUGGAUUAUCAAAUUUUCUUCUUUAUACAUGUGUUUAUACACCGAUGAAACGAAAACAUAUAAUUAAUACGUGGUUAGGAUCCAUCGUUGGAGCAAUACCGCCUGUAAUGGGAUGGACAGCAUGCACGGGAUCAAUAGAUUCAGGUGCUAUUUUACUUGCCUUUAUAUUAUAUGCUUGGCAGUUUCCACAUUUUAAUUCUCUAAGUUGGAAUAUUCGACAAGAAUAUGACCGUGCUGGUUAUAAAAUGAUGUGUGUUUCUCAUGAACAAUUAUGUUUAAGAACAUCGCUUCGCUAUUCAAUGAUGAUACUUCUUUCAUGUUCAUUCGUUGCACCACUUAUUGAUAUGACAACGUGGUCAUUUGCUAUUGAUACAUUGCCAGUUAAUUUAUAUUUAAUCUAUCUAUCAUAUAAAUUCUAUCGUAAUCGAGAUGCUCAAUCAUCAAGAAAACUCUUUCGUUACAGUCUGAUACAUUUACCAUUAUUAUUCACACUUAUGGUUAUUCAUCGACAAGUCAAAACACAAAAUCACCCAGUAACACCCUCAAGAAGUGACUUGAUACCUUUAGGCAUCUAA